CUUAUUGUGAAAUAUAGUGUUUAUAACAAUAAAUUCUCAAAAACUAUCAACUAUCAAGCCAAUCUCCCAAAGCAAUUUAAAAAUAUAUAGAGAGAAAAGAAAGGCACAAGUUAUUCGUGAUAUAUAUCUGUUGGGUCCAAACGCCGUGUCUAUGACUAACGUGGCACGUGUACCGUAUGUUCUCUGUCGUACCCGCCCCUUCUAUCAAUCAUCUUCUUCCACACACACCAACCUCCUCUUCAAAUCAAUCAGCAUCACCGACCUCUCUGAUUCCAUCUAUAUAUUCUAAAGCCUGAGAUCCCUGCUGCGUGAACUUCAUUGGAAGCUCUUUGAACUAUAAUUAUUGAUCGACUGAUUGUAGAGAUGUCAUCCAUGGUAAAGCUUCCUUCCUCCAGUGAUAACAAUAAUAGUCGUGACGAUGGUCACGAACAGCUAGAUUUUCUCCAUUCGACGACGGUCGCCGCCGCCAAUCUCUCCCUUUCACCGGACGCGUUUCUCGGAGCUGCUGCCGCUCUAAAAGAGCUGGUAGUGGAGGCGACGUGGACGGAAGCGUACGGCGGAGGUGGUGAAAUCGUGGAUCCGACGGUUUACACCGGUCUGUUAGGGACAGCGAUCACCUGCUUGCGGUUCUAUGAAGCUACUGGUAGUCGCGAGGAUUUGCAAUUAUCUGCUAGAAUCGUCCGUGCUUGUGCUGCUGCAGUAGCUAAUACUUCCACUAGCUACACGACGUUUUUGUGUGGAAGAGGAGGAAUUUAUGCAUUGGGUGCAGUGAUCGCUAAUCAUUGUGGAGACGUUAACAAACGCAACUUUUACCUUGCCGAAUUUUUGGAGUUGGCGCAAGAGAGAGCUCUUCCGGUGGGGCCCAGGGAAGGCGGGUUUGGGAUGUCGUACGAUCUUCUACAUGGGCGUGCAGGAUUCUUGUGGGCCGCGUUGUUUAUAAACAAACAUAUCGGCCCAGAAACCAUAUCAUCCAAUCUCCUCAACCCUAUAGUUGAGGCUGUAAUUGCAGGAGGACGUGCAGGUGCGUCUGAUCACGCCCUCUGCCCCUUGAUGUACAGAUGGCACGGGACCCGAUAUUGGGGUGCGGCCCACGGACUCGCUGGCAUAUUACACGUCUUACUUCACUUCCCCUUAUCCGAAGAAGACACGGAAGAUGUAAAAAAGACGUUAAGAUACAUGAUGAGUAAGAGGUUCCCUCAGGGUAACUACCCUUCUAGCGAAGGCAACCCGAGGAGUAAUUUGGUCCAGUGGUCCCAUGGUGCAGGCGGCAUGGCCAUUACCCUUUGUAAAGCCGCCCAGGUGUUCCCGCAAGAGCGGGAGUUUCGGGAUGCGGCAAUUGAGGCGGGGGAAGUGGUGUGGAAGAGCGGGCUGUUGGAGAAAGCGGGGCUUGCUGACGGGGCGUCUGGGAACGCGUAUGUGUUUUUGGCUCUGUUUCGUCUUACGGGAGAUGUUAUAUAUGAAGAUAGAGCAAAGGCGUUUGGACUUGCUGGAGCGGCUUGUUUGUGGUCUGAUUUAUACAGACCAGAGGAUUCGAGGUUUCCUGGAUUUGAGAUUUAG
This is a messenger RNA of Lactuca saligna, 1557 nucleotides long. The record is from the annotation of a GenBank genome assembly. Lineage: Eukaryota; Viridiplantae; Streptophyta; Magnoliopsida; Asterales; Asteraceae.